GUCUCGUGUCCAAGAGCGGGAGCGCGUGUUGGUGCCGAGCGCAGUGCGUCCCUCCCCCUCCUUUCUCUCGCAGUCUCUCUCUCUCACACACACAGGUCGGGAGCGAGAUCUUCUCUCAGUGUGCAGCAGCCGAGCCAGCGGCCAUCGCGCCAUCUCCUCCCGCUCAGGGCCGCUCCAGCCUCCCAGCACCGCAGCCGCAGGAAGGAGGGGAUCCAUCGCCCGAGGCGCUCCGUCUCCCCCUCCCUCCCUUCCCAGGAGCGGUCCCUGCACCGCCUCACCGAGGAGCUUCCUCUCUCCCCCCCCCCUUCCUGCAGCCAGGCCCGAGCCUGCCAGCCCUCGCCGCGCUCUCUCUCCCGCACACACACGGCCCCCCAGCAUGUCGGCGCCGGCGGCCAAAGUCAGUAAAAAGGAGGUGAACUCCAACCACGACGGGGCGGACGAGACCUCAGAAAAGGAGCAGCAGGAAGCCAUUGAGCACAUUGAUGAAGUACAGAAUGAAAUAGACAGACUGAAUGAACAAGCCAGUGAGGAGAUACUGAAAGUAGAACAGAAAUAUAACAAACUCCGCCAACCAUUCUUCCAGAAGAGGUCAGAGUUGAUCGCCAAAAUCCCAAAUUUCUGGGUUACAACAUUUGUCAACCACCCACAAGUAUCUGCACUGUUGGGUGAGGAAGAUGAAGAAGCACUUCAUUAUUUGACACGGGUGGAGGUGACAGAAUUUGAAGACAUAAAGUCUGGUUACAGAAUAGAUUUUUAUUUUGAUGAAAACCCUUAUUUUGAAAACAAAGUCCUGUCUAAAGAGUUUCAUUUGAAUGAAUCUGGAGAUCCAUCUUCAAAGUCAACAGAGAUAAAAUGGAAAGCUGGAAAGGAUCUGACAAAACGUUCCAGUCAGACACAAAAUAAAGCCAGUCGGAAGAGGCAACAUGAAGAACCAGAAAGCUUCUUUACUUGGUUCACAGACCAUUCUGAUGCAGGUGCAGAUGAGCUUGGAGAGGUCAUAAAGGAUGACAUCUGGCCAAACCCAUUACAGUACUAUCUGGUACCAGACAUGGAAGACGAAGAAGGAGAGGGUGAAGAAGAAGAUGAAGAUGAUGAAGAAGAGGAAGGACUCGAAGAUAUUGAUGAGGAAGGAGAUGAAGAUGAAGUGGAAGGAGAGGAGGAAGAUGAUGAUGACGAGGAGGGAGAAGAGGCAGAGGAAGAUGAAGGCGAAGAUGAUUAAAUGACCACGUUGUUUGGAUUUCACCCCUUUUUUUAUUUUAUUUUUUUAUUCAGCCCCGGGAGCAAGAUGCUAUUGUAAUUUUUUUGUUUUUUUCCCCCUUUUUGGUUUUUUAAUCGUGUGCUCAAUCGCCUUGUUCUCUUGGUCCUUUUUUCCUUACCUUUCUCCCAUGGUUCUUUUUUUUUCCCUUUGGGGGAAGGGUUGAGAACCAAGUAAAAUGCAGUGGAAAUCUCUAACCAUAUUUUGUCCCCAUGUCCUUUCUCCUAUUCUCCAACAAACUACAAACUGUAACAUCCUAUGGUCUGUGGGGCGUGAAUGCGUCUUGGCUGCCAUCUUGAGUGCAAGCCAGGAAGUGUUAAACCCUGUGUGAUAGUUCAUAGCAAUCUAGUGGUUAUCCUUUAAUUUUUAUUUUGUUUCCUGUGUAUAUUGGGCUAAGAGGUUACACUGUGUUUCCAUGUGAAUACGGACCGAUAACAUACCAACAUGUAACAGUCUAAUUUUCUUUUUCCUUGUUUAAAAAAUGAUUAAAACGUAAAAAUAAAAAAAAAAUAUUGGGGUGGGUUAGUCAGUUGGGUGGGUUUUCAGACAGUGGGAGGGGGUUGGGAGGUUUAGGUUGGGCAUUUUGGAAACAUGGCGCUUUUUUUUUUUCUCCUCCUUUUUUUUGGCAUGUUUGUGAUUUACAGGACAUCCAUGCAGUUUAAGACACUUUUAAAAGAAAGUCAAAAUAAACAUCAUAAUAACGGCUGCCAGCUCUUCAGGACCUUACAGGACGUUAUUGGAAACAGACAGUCUCAAAUAUAACUUUUUUCUUUUUUUUUUCUGGAAAGGAAAAUGAUCAGUUUUAAACGUUAAAGUGUACAAGUUGCUUUGUUACAAUAAAACUAAAUGUGUACACACAUACCUGCUGGUUUUCACUUGGAUGCUACCUCCCUUCCCUCCCUCUUCCUUUUCAUAUUAGUUUUGUGCUUUCUCCCCUUCCCCCCCCUCUCCCCCCUUUGAUUAAGACUUCUAUUUAAUGUUUUUGAUACAGGGCAUUUUGUAGUAACCUUCAAACUUUGCAGCCUAGCAAUGUCUUGCCAGGCUGAGAUUCUCAACAUACAGUCAGCACCUCUCCACUCCAUUGAGAAUGGAGUUUUUGUGGUAAUUUUUGUAAUUUGCUUGGCGAAAGUGUUUUAGUAGGCACUUAAUCUGAUUCCUAGUCUGUUAUAAAUCUACAUUUUUGCUGUCAGAUUUUGCCUGUUAAUCGACACUACAAAUAAAGUAAAUUGGUGUGAUCUGUA
This is a messenger RNA of Pelobates fuscus (common spadefoot toad), 2496 nucleotides long. RefSeq names its product SET nuclear proto-oncogene (gene SET). Lineage: Eukaryota; Metazoa; Chordata; Amphibia; Anura; Pelobatidae. Bases 377 to 1219 code for a protein of 280 amino acids. Gene Ontology annotation, molecular function: histone binding; chromatin binding. The record is from RefSeq and is a predicted model, not a curated record. Gene Ontology annotation, cellular component: chromatin; nucleus. The transcript is spliced from 8 exons. Gene Ontology annotation, biological process: nucleosome assembly.